Molecule: messenger RNA, 1214 nt
Organism: Brachypodium distachyon (stiff brome)
Lineage: Eukaryota; Viridiplantae; Streptophyta; Magnoliopsida; Poales; Poaceae
Product: tropinone reductase homolog At5g06060
Exons: 5
Coding region: 142-954 (270 amino acids)
Molecular function (GO): oxidoreductase activity
Source: RefSeq, a predicted model, not a curated record
AAACAUAGGGUCCGGGUACACCCAUCUCACUAGUGACCACCAACUGAUGACUGAUGGUUCUCUCUGAGUGUGCACCGUAGUGCUCAUCGUCUGGGGAACAGAUAGGUAGAGAAGCCGAAAAGAGCAACCAGAGGUUGGCCGAUGGCUGCGGCGGAGACCUCGGGCAAGGCGGGGGCGCCGGGGAGGUGGUCUCUUCACGGCAAGACCGCCCUCGUCACCGGCGGCACCCGCGGGAUAGGGCGUGCGGUGGUGGAGGAACUUGCGGCGCUAGGGGCGGCCGUGCACACCUGCUCCCGGAAGGAGUCGGAGCUGGGCGAGCGCCUGAAGGAGUGGGAGGCCAAGGGCUUCCGGGUCACCACCUCUGUCUGCGACCUUUCCGUACGGGACCAGCGUGACCGCCUGGCCGGCGAGGUCGCCGAACGUUUCGGCGGCAAGCUCGACAUCCUCGUAAACAAUGUGGGGACAAACAUAAGAAAACCUACUACUGAAUAUUCUUCAGAAGAUUACUCAUUUGUCAUGGCCACUAAUCUUGAAUCCGGGUAUCAUUUGUGCCAACUUGCACAUCCUCUUCUAAAAGCAUCUGGUUCGGGCAGCAUUGUUUUUGUAUCAUCUGUUUGUGGAGUAGUAGCCGUAUUUAGCGGCACUAUAUAUGCUAUGACUAAAGGUGCCAUCAACCAAUUAACCAAGAACCUAGCAUGUGAAUGGGCAAAAGAUGGCAUAAGAGCCAACUCUGUUGCUCCAUGGUACAUAACAACUUCACUUACGGAAGGACUUUUGGCGAAUAAGGAGUUUGAGGCCAGUGUUGUGAAUUGUACUCCACUUAGGCGUGUCGGAGAACCAGGAGAAGUAUCAUCGCUGGUUGCUUUCCUCUGCAUGCCUGGUUCCACUUACAUAACCGGCCAGACGAUCUCUGUGGAUGGAGGUAUGACUGUCAAAGGGCUCUAUCCAAGUUAAACAGUAUCAGGGAAGACACUGCGUUUCUCGUUGUUGCCCAGGAGGCAACCAUAUCAUCUUGUGUUCUUGGCAAACCAGAAUAAAUAUUCAUGUAAACUGAGCUCAUCAUAAAUCCAGACCACGGUCAUUAGCCAUUGUUGAAGCCAGCCAUGUGAAGAAGGUUAUGGUCAGAUUUAUGCGAUGCCUUGCCGCGCUUUAAUUUACCAACGCACACAAUGUAUUCUUUCAGCUUCUACACUUGCCGUUCCAGUUAUUUAUCA